Molecule: messenger RNA, 3291 nt
Organism: Babesia bovis T2Bo
Lineage: Eukaryota; Apicomplexa; Aconoidasida; Piroplasmida; Babesiidae
Exons: 6
Coding region: 55-3288 (1077 amino acids)
Source: RefSeq, a predicted model, not a curated record
UGAGAAACCUAGAUUUACACAAACAAUAGCCAUUUAAAUCCAGACGAUGAAGCGAUGGGAGGAAGGCUGUCUACAAAACGUAGCUCAUCGCGGAAAUGCAGCGGUAAGGCGUCGAUAUUCGAACUGUUACUGCAACUGACAAAAUUAGAAGUCACGGAUACUGACAGCAGCGAACUUGACGAAUGGAUGCAGCAGCUGUUCGUGACAUCAAUAGAUGACGUGUCGUACGACGCUAUCGAGACAUAUUUCAAAAACUUUGUCUUUUACAAUCUGUUGCAGGCGAAUCUCUCCCAUGGGCAUAUCGCCAAGUACUGGGAGCGGUACGCGUUGUUCCUGAGGUAUAUCAUGGAUAAAGAUAGGGCAACCACUUUGAGGGAGUUUGAUUUAAACGAUGGCGACCCAAUUAAAACUUUACUAACCGAGGAGAGUGUCGACGAUGGAUCGAAUAAACCUUCCACAGAAGAGCCGCCAGUGAAGCAAGAUAUUAGUUGUCCUACUAAUCCACACAAUAGUGGAUCUAGACCUUCCACGGGAAAUAACGAUCCAAAUGCAGAAAGUUUAUAUAUGGCCUUUGGGCUUGACGAUGAACCAGGUGGUAGACAAAUGGGACUUGGUAGGCGAUUAAUGGCUAAAGCGAGAGCAUUAGAAAUGGAAGAAGCGAGAAACCGCAUGAUUACAUCACAGGAAUCAGUAACAAGUGAAUUGUGUGAUAUGGUAGUAAACGAACCCUUGGGGGAGAACGUAACGGAAAUAUAUGAAAAACUAAGGAGUGGAAAGGGCGAUACAACAAAGUACCUCACGCCGUUCGUAAUAUCAAAAAUAUUCAUGAAGUGCCUGGUGGACUCACUGAAUGCAGUGGAGUUACUCUUCCACAUGGAUUACUUGUCAUACUACCUGGAGUGGACCACCAAGCCCAUAUACAAACUUAAUGCAGACGAUGGCAUCUCACUUGUAAAGGGGGAUGUAACAAACCGAUCAGAUGGAUCUAAUAAUGAAGUUAACACGGGACAGAAUAGUGAUUUGAAUGAAGAGGGCCCCGACGACAUAGACGAAAACCCAUGUGUAACCGAUAAUGUAGUUAAGGAGAUUAAAAAAUUAGUCAAAUUGCGCAGUGCCAAUGAAACAGUGCCCAUUACAGCAGUUAUUAGAAUGGAGGCACCACUGAUAUUACUAGAAGAGGCUAUUACCAGUGCUGCUGCAGAAGCAUGGUCCAGUCCAACACUGGAAGCAAUGAAAAGAGGAUAUUGCUUCAUAGACCACAAAAUGCGCAUAUUCUCACUUAAGAGCAUUGAAAAUAUACUCAAAAAUACAAAUGAAGUAGUGGAGUUUAUGGUUAUACCCUUCUGCACGAUUAACUAUGGAGGCGCAAACGUAUCCUCCAAUCUACAGAAUCUUACCACCACACUCAUUGAAUAUGUAACGGCAAACAUAAUCCCACAUACCAAUGCGCACGAUACGUUUAUCAAGGCAACGCAGUCCAUGGCAGCGGAUCUACUGACUAUAUUGCUAUCCACGAUUGUCAUGACGCCAUACAUAUGCACUUUUGCAACGAGUAACCAGGAUUUUACAUAUCCAACGUCAUUCACGUGGAUAACGAGGAUACAUAAAAGAACUAAAGCAGUGGCGCCAUACUACUACAUACACAUGGAGUGCCUGAGGCAGCAGAUGAUAGAAAAUCCCGAAAAGUUGAGCGUUAAACAGUUACAGCAUGUGGUGGACUACUACAACAAGAAGCAUGCGCCCAUGGCGUACUGGAUGCUGGAAUCAAUGCGCCAUAAAAUAGGUAGAUCACAUUUCAUGGCACUGAUACAAUGCCUAAUAAGGUUGUUCUCAACCACGACGCACCAUACCGGGCACAAGCGGCAUUUGAAUAACCUAAGAAAUCAUGCGGUUAUGUAUAUACUGUUGCUAGUUAAUGCUGAAGAAAGGGAUCAGGUAAUAUUUCUAGAUGAACAGGGUAAACCAAAGGAAAGCUCAAGCAGUAGCGACGCAUCGGAUUACGAUGGAGCUGAAGUGGAGGCAAUCAUGCGCAGAGCACGGCUAUUGAUACCGUAUAACUUGCAGGAUCAGUUUACCAAGCAGAAGACGUGGUCAUUUAAAUGGGUUUGUGAUGUGGUACUCCCAAGCCAAAUGGCAGCAUUGGCCAAGGCAAUGCAGAACAUGCCGCCGACCAAAAUAUGCAACAACGAACUGUGGCUCAUGCUAGUGGAACUGCUAAUGAACGAUAGUAACUUCAAGUUCACCUUCUACGCAAAGCCAGCGGCGUUCAUAAAGGAAUUGAUGGCCUCAAUCAAGACCAUAUGCAUAUUACCCAAGGAGCAUGGUAAACAUGAUCCAGAAAGGAAAUCUAGGAGUAAGAGUAAUACCAUCCCAACAACGGCUUCGCCAUAUAUAAGGACUGCAAUUAAACUACUCACGCAUUACGUCGUCCACCAAAAGGAAAACUACCUGGAAGAAUGCAAUGUAGAAGUCGAGAAGAUAGUAAACAUGACGAUCGUAGUGAUGCAAUGGAACCAUCAAACUCAAAAGGAUGUGCACCUCCUACACGCAAUAUACAAACUUGCAAAUGAGCUUGCGUGGACGCCAACGAUACUGUCGAAGUCGACGUCAGAGAAGCUACUACACGUGUUCGCCAGCUGGAUAGAUCAAGCAAAAAUCGCCAUGAAGGAAUUCCACGAAUCAGAAAUCAUGGACCACACGGGCGCGGAAGAUGUACUGAUGCUACUGGAAAUGAUGGGAGUGGCACUCAAUUUUGUAAAAGGGGGACUCUCACCAGAAUCAAUAGUGAAAAACCUUAACAUCGUACAAAGCGUGCUGGACCACUGCAACGUGGAAAUCAUUGAGGAAUUGCAUAUGGAUGUGAAAAAUGCACUGAUAGAUUGCAGAAGUAUAGAAGAAGCCGCAGAGUUAAGGACGGUCAUCGAUAUGCCAGACGUGGAAGCAAUGAAGGAACAUACGCUCAAGCUGCUGGAGUUCGUAGCACUCAUACUACGUACAUUCAUGGGAUACAAGAUGAAUAAAAUGUACGAAUUUGAUAACACCAAACCUGGAUAUGGACACCAUAGUGUUACGUUGGCGAUAUCAGACCUGAUACGCGAAAUCAACGAGGAGACUUUACGAACGAAAACAGCAUUGGCACUGGCUAUAUGCAUGCCCAUAGAUGCAGUGGAACCGCCUAAAUCGACACCCAAGGAUAUAAUGCACUACCAUAUGGCACAAACAUGGAUUGCAGCAUACAGGGCACAGCACCAGUAUACACUGUGGUCAUAUAAAACAGAAACUAAAUGAUUA